GCUUCCGCGUACGCAUAUACGUACGAUCUUGGCUGGCGCUUCAAAGCUGUCAUUUCAGUUAAAUAUGAUAGAGAAAUUAUAAGUGUGUUUUUCGGGGGUACGUUUGGGUCCGAAAAUAUGGGGGCACUCGUUGUUUUUCUUUCUCAUUUGUAUAUUUUCGGCGUGGUAACAGCGAAUGUUUGCGUCAAUCGACCGCCAGCUCGCAGUGAGAUGAAACACAGAGUUCAUCUUGAACAGGCACCAGGAGAUAGACUCAGACGACGCAGCACCUCCCACCCACUGCGCAUCCAUGUGGAAUAUGAAGAUGACGUUGAUGCCUUACCUGUCGCUACUUCAAUUUUGGUCAAGAAUGACCUCUUACCCAAAGCAGUCUAUUCCAUUUCUCGUAUGCUGAACGUCAAAUCAACGUCUACAGGCCCCAUCAGGUUAAACAGGGCAUGUGCCAAUUCGCAUUACUACACCUUGGCUAAUGACACGCACGAGUACUGUUCAGGGUCCUGCAACGAUGUGACACGGUGCGGGCCAGUGACCAUUCCCGAAAAACAUCUGCACGCGUGCUACACUUGUGAUAAUACGCAGAGCAACUGCAGAAAGAGCAGCGGCGAGACGGGGCCCGGUGUGGCUGACACAGAUUUCAUCCUGUAUGUGACGGCCGAGAACACAGUUGAUUGUCGGAUUGCAGACACCACGGCUCACGCGUCAUUCUGUCAGUUGGAGGCAAGCCAAGAUAGGCCCAUUGCUGGUUACAUCAACCUGUGUCCUCAAGCCUUGACCAGUGACCCUGUCCAACGCACCAUGCAACUCACUACAGUGCAGCAUGAAAUUAUUCACUCAUUGGGUUUCACUGCUGCUCUGUACGCUUUUUACCGUGACAGUGACGGAAAUCCUUUCACUCCCAGAGAUCCUUCUGGUUUGCCACCAUUCAAUGAAAGUCUCGGAUUAUACCAGUGGAGCAAUAGGGUAAUCAAGCCGAUUAAACGGAGGGACUGGGUUGUGCGUGGGGGGAGCAUCUCACACACAGUCAAUAUGAUGGUCACGCCCAAUGUUGCGAGGGAAGCCAGGAGUCACUUUGGCUGUUCGUUAUUGGAGGGGAUGGAAUUGGAAAACAAUGGAGGCUAUGGAACAAAAUUAACACAUUUUGAAAAGAGACUUUUGGAGAACGAAGCAAUGACUGGGACUCACACCCAUGAGCGAGUCUUUUCUCGACUCACUCUUGCCGUCUUGGAAGACACUGGCUGGUACCAGCCCAACUACGACAUGGCCGAUCCGUUAGAUUGGGGAAGAGGUCUUGGAUGUGACUUUGUGACAAAGAGCUGUAAAUAUUGGAUGGAUACCAAACGCGAUGCUGAGGAAAGUUUGUCCCCGUUCUGUGAUAAAAUUCGCGAGGAGCCUUUCACACUGACCUGCAGUGUUGGCAGGGCCUCUGUGGCUUUAUGUAACCUGCAUCGCUACGACGAACAUCUAGCUCCACAAUACCAGUAUUUUGAUUCAUUGCCUGGUGUCAGCAGUGAAGACGUAGGACAGUACGGAGGGACCUCAGAACUGGCAGAUUACUGCCCAUUUCAUCAGCAAUUCAAUUAUAAAGAGACUAAUGGUGCUAAGAAGUCAACAACGUGUGGGAUAUCAUCCAACACACCGAGUCGCAGUGAGAAUGUAGCGGCAGAGUAUUACGGUAUGCGAUCGGCGUGCGUGGAGCAUGCCGAUUCCUGGAGGCAAGCCCAGUGCGAUCAGUACCAGGAACAGCAAACAUGGGGAGCAGGCUGCUAUCAGUAUUCGUGCAGCAGAGAUGGACUGAAGAUCACUGUGGAGGGCGUGAACCACCUGUGCUCCUGGAAGGGCCAGCAGAUCCAGGUCAGCGUGACGUCCAGCGCCUACCUCCACACAGGCACCAUCAUCUGCCCGGCCUGCCAGGAGCUUUGCGGAGCUGCCUGCCCGCCGGAGGAGGUGCCCGGAGUCACAGUGGAGCUGACUGUUCGAGAGCCUGGUGAUGAGGGGGAAUGUCCCAGGCUAGCCUAUGACACUGUGGGGAUCUGCGUCAAUGAUUGUGACAACUGCAGAAGUGAUGAGAAAUGCUGCAGUAACGGCUGCGGACGUACGUGCCAGAAAGUUGUCGUCCAGAAAUCAACUUAUGAGCCAUGCCCAAGCCAGGCCCCAGAAACCAUCAGGUCAAAGGUCAUGCUACUCACUAGUCUAAUGUCAUUGUCUUUCACCUGUAUUUUGCCUCAAUUUUUUUGAUAUUCUAUUCUGCAAUGCCUUAAAGUUAACUUAAGAUCAUGUUGAUCAUAAUUAUUUGAUGUUCUUCAAACAAAAUUGCCUAAGUUUACAUAUCUAUUUUCUGUGGUUUUAUUUGGUCACACAUUCUUGCAAAAUUGAAUAACUUCAACUUUCCUCCUUCUGUCAGAGACAUAUUUGUAAAACCUUGAUUUAAUUUUCACUGAGACAUACAGUAUUACUACAAAUCUUUGCAAACAAUUAUGUAAAUUUUCUGUAACAUUGAAAUUUCAUUUCAGAAUUUCCGGUUUUCCUUUUUUGCAAUAACCAUCCACCGACUUUUUCUGUGCAUGAAACAUACCUUAUGCCUUUUUGGUCCACGGACCAAGUUUUCGUCUUUGAAAAAGAUCUUUUCUCCUUCUCUUGGUUAAAAUCUCUCGUGUUCUCAAUGAAUUUUGACUUCAACUCAGGGUCCGUCUUCACUUCAUAAACUGCCAUUGAAAAGCCUACUACAGGCUGUGUCCAAAGAACUUGGCUGCGGCUAGAAAUUGCGCAUGAGUCAGUGUGAAGAUUGCAGCCAGUUUGCAUAGUGUUGCGUGUAAUUUUAAGCCAUACCCAAGCAAUUCAGAUGUAACCACAGGUUAAUAUGAGUGCCUUGCACUGCAUGCUGGCAAGCGGCGUGUGCACAUUUUGAUAUAUUAGUCUGCAGGAGGUUAUCUCUGAAUAAGGGAAAAAAUUGAAAUCAUUUCUGUUCUGCUUCUGUUUUCAAACUCUGAACCAUAUGGUAGUUUUAAAGUUUAGAUCAAGGUCAUUCCCAGCAUGCAGUGCAGUGCGUUGUUGUUAUGAGCGGCUGCUCAUCUGAACAUCAACACAUGAGACUUUUUUAGCACAUGUAUAAAGAAAAUUAAGUCUCAUGCCUUUAAAAGAAGUCAUUACUUUUAUAUCUGAUGGCUGGUAAUAAAUAUUUGUAACAGAAAGUACAGUAACUUUCAUUAACACCCUGUAUGGCUACAAAACCCAAUAUGAUACAACAGGUGUCAAAUUUCUUGAAAUUUGAUGUAUUACCUUCAUUGCAUUUCUAUUGACAUAGUCACGAAUGCUUUAAAUACUGACACAUUCCACAGGCGGAGCCGUGUGUGUAGUCCCUCCACUCAAAGGGCAGAUAGUUUGUGAUUGACAGAUGAUACUUGGUGAAUCACUUUCUGAGAGGAUGACUUUAGUUCGUAAAAUACGUGAGGGUCUGAGCAAAGUUUUUUGCUGUCAAAAUGAAAAAUAUAAAAAUAUAUGAAAAAGGAACAAGUAAGUGAUUGUAAUUAGCCUGUCAAGAGUGAAUGAAGUUAAGUUUUGAAAGUUCUCAAUGAAAAACGUACACUACGUCUUUGGGAUUUUGUGAAUUAAGAACUGAUUGUAGAUCGAAGCUCAUUUCAUUGAAGUGUUCAUUUGUGUUGGGCACUAGCUUGAUUUGUAAUUAGAAGGUUUUGUAUUCAAAAAAUCCCACUGGAUCUUGCUACCGGUUUGUGCUAUCGAAUCUUGCUAUCUGAACUCAUUGCAUAUUUCAAUUCACGCAUAUACCGGUAUACAUGUAUACAUGAACUUCACUUUUUUCCUACUCAUACUGGUGUCGGAACUGUCAAGUAAAUAGUUUGCACUUAAUCUUGUAUUUUUUCUGCACUGAAACACAAUACUAGGACUUCAGUUCUUAUUCUACGCCUACUAAGCACGCAUUGUAAUAUUUAAUCAAUUUGUGCAAUUGGAUGUGAAUACUUAUUGUCAUUUGGAAAAACUGAUAUUUUGAAAGAUGCUACAUUAUUACUGCUUUCAAUGUUUUAGACCAAUACUUCCCACAGUCAUCAAAUAACAUGUUUAAUAAACAGAAGCUCCGUCUUGGACCCUCCAGCAUAAACAGUAUAAAGUUGUUUCCAAGACAACCAAAGUCUGUGGUUCGAAUUUUCUUGAAGAUUUCACCUACCAUCAAGCUUGAUAGUACAAAAUGAUUGUGAAUUUUUACUGUUCAAAAUUGACUGCUCAUUAAAAACUAGUUUUAAAGACAUUUCUCUGCUGGAACAAUAAGGUUGCACCAAGUUAACCCUUGUAAAGGUGAAUAUGAACACAUUUUGUAACUAAUAUGAACGACGCACAUACACAGACAUGUACAGUGUAUUUAAACAUUGAAACAAUGUGGCACGUUGCUCUAUUUUUGUAGUUCUUGUGUUUUGUAAACUUUGUAGAAAUCAUGAAUGUCGGAGAGAGUUUCGCUCAACACGUAAUCUCAAUUUGAGAAUGCCCAUUGGUGCCAAUAAAAACUGAACUAAUCCAUAACAACAUUAAUGGGCUGUUUAAGUCAACAUUUUGUUGUCCCCACAUGGAUUUGUGUUUCAAAUUUGCACGGACGUGAUGACUGCAUCAUCAGCUGAAUUGCAGGUCUUGUGAUAUUUUAAAGGUGCACUCUUUAAAGCCUAUACCUCUUAAAGUACAUGUCCCAUUGUGUGGAAGAUAAAUAGAAAGGAAAGUUUGUACUUAAUGUGAAGUUUUGUCCAUGGGGGAAAAAUCAUAAUUGUGGAUAAAAUUGGCCAGCUGACAAUCAAUACCGUUUAGUACUUUUUAAACUGUUGUUAAACCCACAACACAAGCCCUAAGUGUAUGUAAUACACAGUCACCUCCUGUAUUUUGAAAGCAAUUUUGGUAGAAGUCAGUGUAAUCGUGUUGUAUCACAUUUUUAUGAAAAAAUGUACAAAGAAAGCAUGGUUGUAUAUACUUUGAUCUUCUGUACACUUUGAAUACGCUGCAGUGUCAUUCUCCCAAGGGAAUGUUAUACGUGUAUUGAGCAAUGUAAAUCUUUGCUGUUUUGAGCGAUACGGUAAAACUGACCUUCCAAGGUAAAUCCAUUGAUUCCGUUGAUUAUACAUUCUCUGCCCUCCCCAGAGGAAGCUGAAGUAAAUUGGACUACUCAAUGAGUCACUGAGGGAGGUUAGUUUUGACCACUGCCUGACAUAGGAAAUAUUUGUUUGUAUAACAACACACUCACAGUUUUGGCAGUUAUGAAAAGAUACGCAUAUAUUAAAUGAAGAACCUCUGCCAAUGUAUUUCUAUUUCAGUGGGCAAUCAGAAAGGUACUUUUUUUUUUCAAACUGCCUCUUGAUGAAACUAGUUUCCCCCACUGCAAGUGAGCAACGGACAUAAGUUUGUGCUUUUAGAUGCAGAGCUCGUUUUGCUAUUGGGAAGGAAAUUACUGACAAUGGAAGCCAUUGCAUAGCAUGUUUGAUAGUAUCUUUUGGCUGGGCAAAAAUUGGUAGUGUCUUUGAGUCUAUCAUAAGUCCCUGCAAGUCCAUCACAAGUCAUUUAGUCUUAAGGUAAGUCACAAGCAAUUUGCGUAAACUGUGACAAAAGUAUUCCUUUGUCAAUGUUCACUUUGCUUCAACUGGUCUUGUGAAAAGACUUGUGACAGGACUUGUGAGAGACUUGACUUUCGCACUGGCAGAAAUUGUCGUGCGAAUGCCACAUGUACUCUCUUUCCAAUUGCAAGAAAGAAUCUGUGAGGUGUUAGGAUGCGGAUUUUUGUUUUUAUAAUAAUGGCAUUAAUUUAAUUGCAUGUACCUUGUCUGUGAUUCCCUGUUUUCCAAGACGCACAAACAAUUUAACCUGUCUGGGAACAUUUCAACUUGGGCCAAAAUGGUAUUUCAGAUAUUUUAAAGGGCAAAUAUGCAUUUAGCUUGUUACUUGAAUAUGGUGGUUACAGUUACUAACAUUUGGUGCUUUUUGUUGUAAAAUGGCCCAAUUUACGAAAGAAAAAGAUUGCCUUAAUUUUUUAUUCAUUGCUCUUCAGUGUUUGUCUCGCUCCAAUGUCUUGAGUUUGUUGAAUUUUGUUUUCAUAUAUCUAACCCCCACUGAAAGCACACACUAAUUCACAAUUUCAAUUAUGCUUAUUAUUUUAAACUGAAACCUGCAUUGCUAAUUCUGAUGUAAGGGAGGACCUCAUAGUUUGAUAAUAAAACUUCCAAGAAAGUAAA
Acanthaster planci (crown-of-thorns starfish) is the source of this 6218-nucleotide messenger RNA. RefSeq names its product leishmanolysin like peptidase (gene lmln). Gene Ontology annotation, biological process: proteolysis; cell adhesion. Gene Ontology annotation, cellular component: cytoplasm; membrane; extracellular region. Lineage: Eukaryota; Metazoa; Echinodermata; Asteroidea; Valvatida; Acanthasteridae. Gene Ontology annotation, molecular function: metalloendopeptidase activity; peptidase inhibitor activity. The record is from RefSeq and is a predicted model, not a curated record.